AUGCUGGACCACUGUGAAAAAGUCUGUGCUCUACAAUGUGUGCGUCAGCCAUCCCCAAGCGGAGUGCUUCGAGUGCAAGAAAUCACCAGGUGUCUGAUAUAUCUGUGCGGCAUUACGCUGCGGAUGGACGACAGUGCGGACUUGAUCGAGUCCUUGGAUCAGGAUGUCUUGAUUGGCAACUACUCAGCUGAUUCCCAGAACAACACCUGCCUUUUAGGCCGACCAGAGCGCUUGGAUUUGGAUCAACCCCCUCGAUACUCAGUACCCCUCCAAGGAUACUUCUCUCCGGUUCUAGUGUUCCUUACAAUAAUCAACAAUUCUCUAGUCUGCAUAGUCUUACUGAAACCACACAUGCGCAGUCCUACGAACGCUAUUCUCGUUGCCAUGGCAUUGUCCGACAUGUUUACAGGACUAUUUCCGGUUCCUGUGUUUCUGUACUUCUACGCUACAGAGAGGUACUACGAAUGGGUGCCGUAUAACUGGUGUUUCGCCCUUAGUGUUUUCCGGGUUCAUAUUCCCACAAUUUUCCAUACUGCCUCCAUAUGGCUUACCAUGGCUUUAGCCAUCCAACGUUAUAUUUACGUCUGCCACUCGUUCAAGGCCAGAACGUGGUGCACAAUCAGAAAUGUCGUUAUCGGAACGAUCGCCAUCUACGCCAUUGCCACCAUAAGCCAGAUCUCAUGCUUCUUUGAGCUCCGACCUGUGGAGACUUUUCGGAAAUCAGUGCUGGACCCCAACAAGACAGUAUCUGCGUGUAUUCUGGAGUAUCGUCCAUGGGUGAGGCAACAUAUUAAUCUUUACUACAGCACCUACUUCUGGUCAAGGGUCAUCUUUAUUCACCUGAUACCUUGUGUGUCCUUGGUUGUCAUGAACGCCCUUCUCAUCUAUGCCAUGAAGAAGGCGCAGCAGAGGAGGAUGCAGUUGCUACGGCAGAACAAGAAGAGCGAGAGUAGGAAGUUGAAGGAGUCCAACUGUACAACGCUAAUGCUGGUGGCCGUUGUGGGGCUCUUUUUACUAGUUGAGUUUCCGCUAGGCCUUCUGAUGGUGUUUGUGAUUCUCGAUAAAGCCUUCGGGAUUGUCAUCAUACAUGCGGAAACAGUGCAA
Molecule: messenger RNA, 1104 nt
Organism: Candidula unifasciata
Lineage: Eukaryota; Metazoa; Mollusca; Gastropoda; Stylommatophora; Geomitridae
Source: the annotation of a GenBank genome assembly